This is a messenger RNA of Planococcus citri (citrus mealybug), 2047 nucleotides long. RefSeq names its product putative nuclease HARBI1. Lineage: Eukaryota; Metazoa; Arthropoda; Insecta; Hemiptera; Pseudococcidae. The record is from RefSeq and is a predicted model, not a curated record. Bases 270 to 1361 code for a protein of 363 amino acids. The transcript is spliced from 2 exons.
CGAUACAUCGGGGGCCACUUGUACCACAAACAGUUAAACUACAGUCAAGAGUUGAACCAAGUUCAGUAGGAAAAGUGUGUUGUACCAAUCUCGUUCAACUCUUGAACUGUAGUUAAAUUUAACUCGCCAAUUUCGGCCGGUUAAACUACAGUUAACUGAACUUCAGAACCCAACACUGAUAAACUUCGUAAACAUACGCUGUUAUCAACGUGCAUGGCGAUUAUUGAUUAUUAAUUUUUGAGUUUUAAGUAAUAAAUAAAAAAUCUCUAAUGUCGAUGUACUCAGAUGAUGAUGAAAAUCUUACAUCAGACGAAGAUUUUCAAGAGUUGGUUUACAAGAUUGCGUUUCCGCGCCGAAAAAAAAAAUUUAGACAUCGAAUAGAUCAUUUUGUAGAAUGGAAUGAACAAGAAUUUUUAGAUCGAUUUCGUCUCUCGAAAUCAACCGUUAUGUAUUUAGUUGAAAAACUAAAAUCUAAAAUCAGUUCACGAACUACCAGAAAUAAUGCACUCACUGCACGCGAAAAAGUACUGUUAACGCUACGAUAUUACGCUACAGGCUCAAUGAUAAAAGUAGCUGCAGAUUUUGUUGGCGUACACGAGUCUACUGCCAGCCGCGUUAUCCGACUCGUCUCCUACUAUUUGGCGCGUCUGAGACCAGAAUUUAUCGAGUACCCAACCUCUGAAGAAGAACUAAGUGAAAUACGGCAAGGAUUUUUCAAUAUUGCACAGUUCCCUCGGUGUAUUGGCGCAGUCGACUGCACUCACGUAAAAAUACUAUCUCCUGGUGGCCAGGAUGCUGAAAUUUUUCGCAACAGAAAACGUUUCUUUUCAUAUAACGUUCAAGCUGUAUGCGAUUCUAACCUGCGAUUUCUAAACGUUGUCUGUCGAUGGCCUGGUAGUUCACAUGAUUCUACAAUAUUUAAUAAUUCAUCUAUAAAGUAUAAAUUUGAAGAUGGAGAAUUCGGAAAUGACUUGUUGGUGGGUGAUGGAGGAUACGGUGUUCGGAAUUACCUCAUUACUCCACUUCGAAAUCCCAUCACUGCCGCUGAAAAAAAAUUCAAUUUCGCACAAAUUCGAACCAGAAACCCCAUAGAACGCACUUUUGGGGUAUGGAAACGACGUUUUCCGAUUUUAGCGGUGGGUAUCAAUUUAGAAGUGACCUCUGUUGAAAUGGUGGUUACAGCUACUGCUGUAUUGCAUAACAUUGCAAGAUUUUUCGGUGAUGCAAUGCCUGCAGUGGAGCGUGGGAUUGAAAGGUUGGUGGAUUUAACGGAGUUUGAUGCCGAAGAAUUUGCUGUGCCACCAAUUAAUGUAAAUCAGAUCCAAAGAGAUACCUUAAUCAAUUACUUCGAUGCACUAUAAUUAAAAAUAAAAUUCUUUAUUGUUUAUGAAAUAAUUUUGAAACGGAGUAUGUAAUACGAAUUCAAUAAAAAAAACGAAGUUCUACAAGUUCUAUUCAAUGCAUUUCCCCAUGAAAUAUUAGUAAUAAAUAAUAAUAAGAUUUUCAGUUGUAUGUUGAUAAAAGGAAGAGAAAAAUGAAAAAUCAUGUUGCAAAACUUGAAUCAAAGUUCUUUUUUUAUUUGUUUUUUAAUCUCUUUUCCGGCAUUGCAAACCAUCUUCUUAUAGAAUGAACUGUUUCAGAGUGUUCUAAUUUUUCAAAAUAAUUUCACCCAUCUACGUUAGUAAUAGAAAAACUUGACCAACUUGAGAAAUAUGAACAAAAAACGCAUUUAUUUCUAGAAAAAAAAUGAGACCAAUACUUCUCAAAUGACUCAAAUUAAUAAUUAAAAAUGAAACAACGAACACAAUCGUGCUGCCGCAGCAGUGAAAUCACAUCAAUUGAAAAUAAAAAUAAUUAACACUCUUGUUGCCACAGCAAGGAGACAUCAAUUAAAAAUAAAAACACACUUGCUGCCACAGCAGUAAAAACACAUCGAUUCAUAAUAAAAGUAAUUAAGAAUUGCUUCCACCUUCCACAGCAGUAAAAACACAUUGAUUAAAAAUAAAAAUAAUUAACACUUACUGCCAGAACAGUAAAAACACAUCCA